CCCACACUGAGACGUGGAUAACGACGCCAUCCUUAUAUUGACGGGAGUUUUACAUUACGCCAGUUUCAGGAAGCUCGCGGAAGAUGAGCAGUGCUCUUGUUUUUGUGUUUACUGUGGUUUGGUCGUUUAACGGCAGUAAUGGAUAUAUAAUGUUUGACGAAUUGAAAGUUUUGAACCACGCUGAGGACCAUCUGCGAGGUGAUGUAAUGAAGAUAAAACCGUUCGUCCCACCUAUGAUAAGUCUUCAAAGCCAACCUCCCGAGCGGGUGAAGCCGGAUCGCGAGAAAUCAAUGCCUGGCUACUGGACAGCCGGCGAUACAUCUUUAUUAGGUCUGCUGUUGUCACUGCCCGAUGCCGAUGGUGUGCAAUACGAGGCGGUUGACACCUCGGAAGACUAUGAUAUAGGAGUCGGGGACUCAGACGACGCUGUGGUACUCUGGAAACGGAGUAGAUCAGUGCCGCCCAGGUCACGCAGAUGUGGACAAAUAGCGGGCCCAUUUCGCAUGUUUUGUGAUUCGUAAUUAAAUUCAACAUCAUGACCACGGCGUUCUGUUUUUGUGUAAUAAUGUAUGGACCUUGACCAACUGCAUCAUGGCAAAUUUUGUAUUUUCAAAAAGAAAUAUACUAGAUAUAAAUAAGUUCGUGUGAAUGUUUGUUAAAAAUAAAUACCAUUAUAUCGGUUAUUUUUCAGGUUUUACCAAGUAAAAUAAAAGUAUGAAAAUUA
Mya arenaria is the source of this 724-nucleotide messenger RNA. RefSeq lists its product as uncharacterized. Bases 84 to 521 code for a protein of 145 amino acids. The record is from RefSeq and is a predicted model, not a curated record. The transcript has 2 exons. NCBI's taxonomy places the organism in Eukaryota, Metazoa, Mollusca, Bivalvia, Myida, Myidae.